Prosopis cineraria is the source of this 750-nucleotide messenger RNA. Its product is annotated as mavicyanin-like. The record is from RefSeq and is a predicted model, not a curated record. Gene Ontology annotation, cellular component: plasma membrane. The transcript has a single exon. Bases 11 to 406 code for a protein of 131 amino acids. Gene Ontology annotation, molecular function: electron transfer activity. Lineage: Eukaryota; Viridiplantae; Streptophyta; Magnoliopsida; Fabales; Fabaceae.
UCGUGGCUAUAUGUCAUCAUCAGUUUUCGAAUACAACUCGCAAUUCCAUAAUGUGAUGAGAGUGACGCAUGAGAUGUACAAGUCAUGCAAUGCUUCGUCACCGUUGGCGACCUUCAGCACAGGGAAGGAUUCCAUAGUGAUACAGAAUCACGGCCACCACUUCUUCUUCUGUGGCGUCCCUGGUCACUGCCAAUCUGGUCAGAAGGUUGACAUCAACGUCCCCAAGGUCUCUGCAACUUCAGAAGCUCCUACUCCUUCGGCUUUGGCCUCUCCCACAGUUUCAGUUCCAAACAACGAGCCAGCACCUUCUCCUAAUCAAGCUGCUUCAAUAUGGUGUUUGUUUGCUUUCAAGGAACGUUUUGCGUUUCUGGGCUUGUCCAUUGCAUUGCUCUUUGCUUGUCCUUAAAUAUUGCCGAUCUUUCUUGAUGGGUAUGCUCAAUGAGCAUGUGCUUUUGUAACCAGUUAGUCAUGCUUAAUAAAAAUCCAUUGAGAAUGAGUGUUUUAGAUGAUAAAAUGUAUCAUUAAGUUCAUUGUAAUUUGUUGGAAAUGGUCAGGCAAAGCUUCUCCAAAGGGUCAAUGUCUGGAUCAUUUGCCGAGAUCAUUAGGGGCAUGUUUGUAAACCUUUUUGCUUAACAAGAUUAUGGGCAUGCACAUGAAGGUCAUUAUCCAUAGAAAAAACAGGUGUAUAUAUAUAGAUAUAUAUGAAAGAGAAGGUUUUCAAUCUGAAAUAAAAUGAAGAGUCAUUAUAUA